AUGCCACCGCCAUCUAAUAGCCCUGCUUUAAACCUGAUAGUUCUUCCGGAGCCAUUCUUUGUUGUAAAACUCCAGCCCGGAGAAGAGAUCCCGCCGUGCAUAUUCAGGGAUCUCACACAUGGCAGAGGCGGGUUCUUUUCAGUGACUCGGACAACGGAGGAGGUGUCGUUGGUUGGAGAGGCCUACAAGUCAAUGCCAGCGAGCUAUAAAGAGCAGUCAACAUGGAUGUGCAUCAAAGUACAGGGGCCGAUGGAACACAACCUGACAGGAAUUCUAGCGUCUUUAACAGCACCACUGAAGGUGUCAAAGGUGCCCAUAUUUGCAUUGUCAACAUGGAACACGGACUACCUCCUAGUACCGAAAGAAAUGCUAUCAGACGCAGUCAGAACACUUGAGAGGGAUGGUUGGGUAUUUGCUCAAGGUAUUAAGGGUGUCCGAGUCGCGAGGUUGUGA
Messenger RNA from Psilocybe cubensis, 453 nucleotides. RefSeq lists its product as uncharacterized. The transcript has 3 exons. NCBI's taxonomy places the organism in Eukaryota, Fungi, Basidiomycota, Agaricomycetes, Agaricales, Agrocybaceae. Gene Ontology annotation, biological process: regulation of intracellular signal transduction; cellular response to L-arginine. Bases 1 to 453 code for a protein of 150 amino acids. The record is from RefSeq and is a predicted model, not a curated record. Gene Ontology annotation, cellular component: cytosol.